This is a messenger RNA of Crotalus tigris (Tiger rattlesnake), 1195 nucleotides long. RefSeq names its product TatD DNase domain containing 1 (gene TATDN1). Bases 304 to 1149 code for a protein of 281 amino acids. Gene Ontology annotation, molecular function: 3'-5'-DNA exonuclease activity. Gene Ontology annotation, cellular component: cytosol. The record is from RefSeq and is a predicted model, not a curated record. The transcript is spliced from 12 exons. Lineage: Eukaryota; Metazoa; Chordata; Lepidosauria; Squamata; Viperidae.
CGGCGUCUGGGCGUCCUCGGGCAGAAUGCGGGGUUGGGUGGCCGUGGGAAUGGCACGCGCGUCCCGCGAGCUCCGGCAGCUCCUCCUGGGAAAAAUAGCAAUUUAGAGGAGCUGGAGGGAAACCCUCGGAGCUCGCUGCCCUUGGAUCUUUAGGGCUGUCUUCACACGAUCUGCUGGAAAUGCUUGUUCUGGAUUGGCACAACUCCUAGAGCCACAUCUGUCAGCACAUAAAAUGCUGAUAUACAUACACAGAGACACAAAAUUAGCUUUAACCGAGAUAUUGGUGUUAACUUAACCGAUCCUAUGUUCAGAGGUAUAUACAGGGGUACCCAAAAACAUAAAGAUGAUUUCUUGGAUGUAAUAGACAGAGCAAUCAAAACUGGGGUUCAAAAGCUCAUCAUCACAGGUGGAAGUUUGCAAGAUAGUAAAGGCGCCUCGCAGCUGGCCCAAACCAAUGAAAUGUUUUACAGUACUGUUGGCUGCCAUCCCACGCGCUGCGGAGAAUUUGAUCAGGGCAAUCCUGACCGGUACUUAGAGGAGUUGCAAGAUUUAGCUGAGAAGAACAAAGGGAAAGUUGUCGCAGUUGGGGAGUGUGGCUUGGACUUUGACAGAUUAGAAUUCUGCCCCAAAGACACCCAACUCAAGUAUUUUGAAAAACAGUUUGAUCUAGCUGAGCAAACCAAAUUGCCAAUGUUUUUGCACUGUAGGAAUUCGCACCCAGAAUUCAUAGAUAUUAUGAGACGAAAUAGAGAGAGGUGUAUGGGAGGAGUGGUUCACUCUUUUGAUGGCACCAAAGAAGAAGCAGCAGCUCUAAUAGAUCUUGAUCUUUAUAUAGGGAUUAAUGGUUGUUCUCUGAAAACUGAAGCCAACCUAGACACGGUGAAGUCAAUUCCCAGUGAAAGGUUAAUGAUAGAGACAGAUGCUCCCUGGUGUGGAGUGAAAAACACUCACGCGGGCUCAAAAUUUGUAAAAACCACAUUUCCAACCAAAAAGAAAUGGGAAGUAGGACACUGCCUAAAGGAGAGAAAUGAACUUUGCCAUAUAAUCCAGAUACUGGAAAUACUAGCAGCAGUUCGUGAAGAGGAGCCAUUAGAACUGGCCAAUAUUAUGUAUAACAACACUAUUAAAACUUUCUUUCCAGAUAUGUAAAUCCAGUUAAUUCUGUUCAUAAAAUAAAGUAAUCUAAAUAAUCUAA